CCUCACUAAAAUAUACUCUGGUGGCUAAAAAAACUUUUAAAAAAUUUUGCGCAUUUUCUGCAAUAUUUGCGGACUUCUGUAAAUUUUUUGCAGAUUUUAUGCAAUUUUUUGCGGACUUUCUGAAAAUUUUUUGCGGAUUUUCUGCAAUUUUUUCGCGGACUUUCAGUAAUUUCUUGCGGACUUUAUGCAAUCUUUUUGCGGGUUUUUGGACUUUUUGCGGACUUGGCCAAUACUUUAAAUUGAGGUUUAUUUAAUUUGGGUGAAUCUCUUAUAUAAUGAAAAGUCUCGACUUUAUUUAAAAAUUUUUUUACAGAUUUUUAUUGACCCGGUGAAUGGUCUUUGCAAUUAUUUUUUACAUAAUCAAAUAUUUUCUCGUUUAAUUUUUGCCUAUUUAAUUAUUGCUUUGUGUUUAUUCGGAUUAAUCUAUUAUAUUAAUUGGAUUAAAUAUUCACAAAAAAGUAUGGAUUUUUGAAAUAAAAAAAUUUUUUUCAAAUUUAAUUUUAGAAGAAAAAUUGAUGUCUAGGGCAAAUAUUAAGAAAAAUAAAAAUUGUGAUUUUGAACUAAAACAAAAAAUGUUGGAAAUGAGUAAAUCUGAAAAGCCUUGUAAAAAUUUCAAAGAGUCCCAUCAAAUAAAUAUUGAGCAACACGAAGAAGAAAGGUUCUCUCAAUUUUCUUCUUCAUCAAAAAUUUAUUUACAAAUUACAAAAAAUCUGCAAAAUAUUUUUAAUUUUUAUUUAAACAAAAUUUUUAUUUUGUUAAUUAUUUUGCUUACAUUUCGAAUAUAUGCUGGAAAUAAUUUGAUUAGUCAAGAAGAGGAACGCCAGUUGAUUUUGAGGAGUAUCAACUGUUCAAUAAAUCGUUCACUUGCUGAAGGUACUUCGCUUAAUUGGAUUAAUAUGACUCAUUACAAAACGAUUGAAGAAGCAGAAACAAAUCCAGAAAUGCGGAAAAGACUGCUCGGAGAAAGGAUUUCUGCCCCUUAUUGUCAACUUUUACCUCAAAAACUUGUUUGGUAUUGGAUAUUUUCUAUAUUAAUAUUUAUUUGGCAUUUUGGUAUAAUUAUUGUAUUGUUGACUAUUGAACAAAAUUCUGAAUUAAUUUUGAAAGAAAAUGAAUCAAAAAUGGUGGAGAUUGAUGAAGAUAACGUCGAAUUACAACAAUUAACCAAUAAUAUUCCAUGUAAUAUUGAAGACAAAAACGACAAUAAUAAUGCAAAUGAUCAUCAACAUGCUAUAGAAAAUGAACAUCAUUAUGAUAGAAUUUCUUCAACUCCUGCGAGCACAUUAUCAAAUCCAAAUAAUAAUCUUGUAUCUACUACUAAUUCACAACAACAAUUACAACAACAACAAUCACCACCACCACUUCCCCCAUUAACUUCCCCUCCUCAAAUAAAUCCAUUAAAUGAUUUGUUAUCUUCUUCAGAUGCAUUAACAGCCUUAUAUUAUCAUUAUUAUUUUUCGCAAUAUUCAUUACCACCACAAUUUGUGAUGCCACAACAACUGGGAGAGAAUGGAAAUUGUUGUAAAUUCCAUCAGGAAAAUUUGAGAGAUACUCAGCAAAAUUCUGACCAGACUCCUUAUACUUCUAACAAUUCAGCAAUUGUUCAAAAGUGGAUGAAAAAUGGUUGUUGUUCCUCUAAUACUCCUCAACAAAAGGAAGCUAAGGAUAAAAGGAAAAGGGCUGGAAGUGAUCCAGGAACAACUAGACAAAAUCCUUGUCUAGAAAAUCAACAAAUAAAUAAUUCUUCGGAUCGAAAUAACAACAAAAAUCGUCGUCAUCGUGUAUUACAUAUUCGUGGAGCUCCAAAAGAAUUACAAAAAGAAUGGAGAAAAAGACGAGAAUUACGAGAAGGAGGCAAAAACUCUAAAAAUUGUAGUUCUAUAGGAGGCGAAGGAGAAAGUACAUUAUUUGAAGAAGUGGAAAAAUUAAGGAAAGAUAGAUAUGGACAAUUUUUGCCUCCAAAAUCUCCAAAACAAUUUACUACUACCAAAAAUGAAUUAAAUAAUAAUACUUCACAAAAUCCUUUACAAAAUUCAUGUACAACAUCAAGUCAACAACAGCACCAACAUCAUCAAUGUUUUUGUAAAUUAAUUGUAUUACCUCAACCUCAAUUAUCACUUCAACAACUAAUCCAACAACAACAAAAUUUUUGUUUAUUAAAUUGUUGUCAACAACAACCAAUGAUUUUUCCAUUAUUACCUUCUUGUUGGAAUAAUAAUGGAGCUAAUUUUGAUUUGCAAGGUGUGGGGGUGUUUUUUGAAAGAAUUUUUUGGAAUUUUUUUAGUACAGCCAGAUCUCACUAUAGUAUAAAUAUCAAGCCAUAA
Meloidogyne enterolobii is the source of this 2324-nucleotide messenger RNA. NCBI's taxonomy places the organism in Eukaryota, Metazoa, Nematoda, Chromadorea, Rhabditida, Meloidogynidae. The record is from the annotation of a GenBank genome assembly.